This is a messenger RNA of Durio zibethinus, 1659 nucleotides long. RefSeq lists its product as uncharacterized. The record is from RefSeq and is a predicted model, not a curated record. NCBI's taxonomy places the organism in Eukaryota, Viridiplantae, Streptophyta, Magnoliopsida, Malvales, Malvaceae.
CAUGUCUUUUAAGGGGCAUUAGUCCAAGCUUUUCUUUCGCUUUUUUCUUUGAUUCUUCUCUUUUUCCUUUUUGGUAAUUUUACUUCCCUUUUAAUCCUCAAAUUUCCUUUCAAUAAUUUUUAUUUUUCCUUUCUAUUCCAUUAAACAAUGAAAAUGGCAUAUUACCAAUCAAUCAUCCCUUCCCCUCUAUAGGAAACACCCAUCAUUGAUCCCAACAAUCCUUUUCAACCUUAGAAACCUGAGCUUCUAACAUAUACCCUUAAUUCCAUUUCCAUUUCUUUUCCUCUUUCCCUGCUCUCCUCCCUCUUCAUUCUCCUUGCUAUUCUCUGGAUGCCUAUUUCCUAUCCAUUUAAAUAUCCCUUCUCUUUAUAACAUUUUGUCCUCGCCCUUACUCCCACUCUUAAAACUCCACUUUUUUUCUGACAAUGGAUCCAUCUUCCAACAGCUCAGUCAAUGGAUUCUACACCUUCCUUACUCGUGGCAUAGAUGAUCUUGAGCGUAUCUAUCUCUCUAAUAACUUCAUGUCAAUCCAAUUCCUUCAGAGGGUUCUUUCCCUUCUCCGAUCUUUCCAUUCCCAGCUACUUCUUCUUGUCCAAAAACUUCAUCUUCCUGUUGGUGAUAAGUGGCUUGAGGAAUACAUGGAUGAAAGUUCCAAACUUUGGGAAGCUUGUCAUGUCCUUAAAUCGGGCAUCUCUGGCAUGGAAAAUUAUUUCUCUGCUGGAUUUAAUAUCACUUCUUCUCUUGAUAAUCAUCGCCAUCUUAGUCCCCAACUCUUCAGACAGGUCAUCCGGGCAAUUUCAGGGUGCCGUAGAGAAGCUGUGGGAUUGGAAGAAGAGAACAGGGCGUUUAUAGAAACAAGAAUCCAACCACUUUCAUUAAGGUUUGAUGAGAAGGUUUCUAUCGAAUCAAAGCUGAAUGGGUUCAAUGGUUUCCGAGGAGUUUUAUAUGCAAUGAGGAAUGUCAGCUCAUUGCUUUUAAUGAUCUUGCUGUACGGGCUGGUUUAUUGCUGGCCAGAAUCAAGUUUCUUAAGAGGAGGAUACGAAGGGUAUCUUGUUUUUGGAUCAGCUUUCAUGAUCUCAACAGCAAGAUUGCAGCAAAGAGUGGCAGCAGAGAUCAACCAGAUGAAUGGGAGGCCAGGCAUAUUGCUUUAUGAGUUUAGGAGAUCAAAGUUGGCUAUGGAAGAGCUGAGAGGGGAACUAGAGAGCAGGUGUGGACAAGGAGGGGUGCUGGAGUGGGAAACAGAGGUGGGGAUAAGGGAUAGAGUUGAGAAUCUUAAAGGGUGUUUUGGAGUAUUGAGAUCUGGUGCUGAGAAUAUAGUUGGGCAACUCGAUGAUUUCUUUGACGAGAUUGUUGAAGGGAGGAAGAAGCUUUUGGACUUUUGCAGUCAUAGGUAGCGAAAGGAGAGAGAUGAGAGACAGUAGGACGGUUGAAAAUAAAAAGUAAAAAACAAAAAAAACUAGGUAGAAUUAUCAGUUGUUGGGGGUUGUUGUACCUUUUAACCCUUGUCUUCCUUCUAAUUUUCCCAUUUUUUUCUUUAAAAAAAUUUCUUUGUUGUUUGUUUCUGUUGUGGAGAUAGUAGUUUGUUUUCCCCAAAGCCAAGAGAAAUACAUGCAGGGGACGGGGAGACAAAAUUGAGUGAUUCAGGGCUUCAACAAUCUU